Messenger RNA from Drechmeria coniospora, 1701 nucleotides. Its product is annotated as Amino acid/polyamine transporter I. Bases 1 to 1701 code for a protein of 566 amino acids. The transcript has 2 exons. The record is from RefSeq and is a predicted model, not a curated record. Gene Ontology annotation, biological process: amino acid transmembrane transport. Gene Ontology annotation, molecular function: amino acid transmembrane transporter activity. Gene Ontology annotation, cellular component: membrane. NCBI's taxonomy places the organism in Eukaryota, Fungi, Ascomycota, Sordariomycetes, Hypocreales, Ophiocordycipitaceae.
AUGGAGACGUCAUACGGCGAGAAGCCGGUCACGAAAGCCAGCCCCGGCUCCAUCCACGACGCCCCCGAGCUUGGCGACUCCGGCAGCAGUCACCUGAGCGAGAGCAACCUCGACGGCUUGCAACGCCGCCUCAACAACCGCCAGAUCCAGCUCAUCGCCAUCGGCGGCUCCAUCGGCACCGCCUUGUUCGUGAGCAUCGGCAAUGGCCUCGCCCUCGGUGGCCCCGGCAGCCUGCUCCUCGCCUAUACCCUCUAUCCCUUGGUCCUUGCCUGCGUCAACAACUCCAUCGCCGAGAUGACCGUGCUCAUGCCCGUCUCGGGCGGCUUCAUCCGCCUGGCCGGCCACUGGGUCGACGACGCCUUCGGCUUCAUGGCCGGCUGGAACUUUUUCCUCUACGAGGCCCUGUUGAUUCCCUUCGAAAUCACCGCCCUCAACUUGGUCCUCUCCUUCUGGGAGCCCAGGAUGAAGGAGCCCGGCCCAACCGCCGGCGUCUGUGCUGCCGUCAUCCUCUGCUAUGCUGCUCUCAACAUCCUUGCCGUGCGUUCGUAUGGUGAAGCCGAGUUCUGGCUCUCGGGAGGAAAGGUCGUCCUCAUCUUCAUGCUCUUCUUCUUCACCUUCGUCACCAUGGUCGGCGGCAACCCCCAGCACGACAGCUUUGGUUUCCGUUACUGGACCAAUCCCGGCGCCUUUGCCGAGUACCACACCACGGGCUCGUCCGGACGCUUCGAGGGUUUCCUCGCGAGCCUCUGGAACGCCGCCUUUGCCGUCGUCGGCCCCGAGUACAUCUCCAUGGUGGCUGCCGAGGCCCAGCGCCCGCGACUGUACAUCAAGACGGCCUUCAAAACCAUAUACUGGCGGUUCGGCAUUUUCUUCUUCGGCAGCGCCCUCGCCGUCGGCGUCCUCGUCUCCUACAUGGACCCCAAGCUCCAGGCCGUCGUCAAAGGCGAGGCCGAAACCGGCACGGCCGCCGCCUCACCCUACGUCAUCGCCAUGCAGAACAUGGGCAUCAGCGUCCUGCCGCACAUCGUCAACGCCCUCAUGUUCACCUCCAUCUUCUCCGCCGGCAACACCUACACCUACUGCGCGACCCGCUCGCUCUAUGGCCUGGCCCUCGAAGGCAGAGCCCCUCGUGCCCUGCGGAAAUGCUGGAGCAAUGGCAUCCCCAUCUACUGCUUCUGCGUCGUCAUGCUGUUCCCCCUGCUGUCCUUCCUGCAGGUUGCCAACGGCUCCGCCAAAGUCCUCGACUGGCUCAUCAGCCUCAUCACCGCCGGCGGCAUCAUCGACUAUCUCGUCAUGUCCAUCACCUUUCUCUUCUACUACCGCGCAUGCCAAGCCCAGGGAGUCGACAGAAAAUCACUGCCAUACUAUGGAUGGGGCCAACCGUACUGCGCCAUCAUUGCUCUCGUCAUCCAGACUCUCGUCGUCAUCUUCUACGGCUACGCAUCCUUCACGCCCUGGAAAGUCGACAGCUUCUUCCGCCACUACACCAUGCAGCUUGUCGCUCCCGUUUUGUUCUUUGGCUGGAAGUUCUUCAAGGGCACCAAGAUGGUCCGUCCCCACGAAGCCGACUUGGUCUGGGAACGGCCCAUCAUCGACAGUUACGAGGCGGGGCUUCAUGACGAGCCUGUUGGCUUCUGGACGGAGCUGGGCCACCUCGUUGGCGUCCGGCACGAGAAGAAGCAGUCCGAGGGUAGUGCUUGA